UUGUGCCCACUACCAAACACUCCCCUAAUAGAAACGGAAAAGAAGUUACUCGAUGCCCAUAACGCACGGCAGCGCAAAAUAGCAACCUCCACCAUUAAAUACUAUUAACACACUGUUUACUCUCACUGAAAUUAAAAAAAAUUCAACGAUUUUAUUACCUAAAAUAAAUCUUGUCCCAUUUCCGACACCGAUAUCGACGGAAUCGCCAAAUCCUCGCCGUCGUUCGCCGUUAUCUUACAUCCCGACCCGAAUCCGCAUGCCCGGUGACCCGAUUUCGCAGCUCAAGCCCUAAAGGAAGAAACUUUACUGUUUGGUAGCUCCUCCACUUUGGGCUAUAAAAUAUGAGUUUCUCUCAGUGUUUGUGCUUUAGGUACAGUGAGAUUUGCAAUUAGCUCAGCUUGAUUUUGCUCGAGCUCCCAAGCACACGUGGCGAUCUGGGUCUUCUUCACCUUCAUUCAGCUCAAGUUUCAAAAUGAAAAUGUGGUUUCAUAUGAGAAUUGAGCUAUUUCCGAGUUUGUGCACAUUAGGUUGGUCAUAGAUUUUGUUUGAAGAUCUUUGGUUUUAAAGUUAUCUCUAUUCCUACAUGGAAUUUAACAUAGAGGAGGCUCUUAUAGCAAAAGAGAUCGCUGAGAAGCGAUUUGCUGAGAGAGACUAUGCUGGUGCUAAGCAUUAUGCACUAAAGGCUAAAUCACUGUACCCUGGACUGGAGGGCAUAUCUCAAAUGCUGGCCACAUUUGAUGUUUAUGUUGCUUCCGAGGCAAGAUUUUAUGGUGAAAUAGAUCAUUAUUCAAUUCUUGGACUGAAACCUUCUGCAAAUAAAGAUGCAGUGAAGAAGCAAUACAGAAAGAUGGCUGUGUUACUCCAUCCUGAUAAGAACAAAAGUGUGGGAGCUGAUGGGGCUUUCAAACUUGUUUCCGAAGCAUGGACUUUGUUGUCUGACACUACCAAGAGAAGCUUUUAUGAUCGUCAGAGAAACAAACAAUCAACAACCACAGUUAAUCAGCCUAAUUUAUCUUCAGUUCAUGCUGGUGGGGUUCCGGGUUUCAACAAUUGUUCCAAUUCGUCGGCAUCUCAUGGUAGACUUGACACUUUCUGGACUGUCUGCACUUCUUGCAAGGUUCAGUAUGAGUAUCUCCGGAAGUAUGUGAACAAACGACUUUCAUGUAAAAAUUGCCGAGGCAUUUUCAUUGCUGUAGAAAGUGGGGCAGCCCCAGCUAAUGGUUCUUUUCCUUAUCCUCCUCCUUGGUCAUAUGUGCCUAGUAAUGGGUAUGGGAAUCAUGGAUUUGAUGGGGCUACGUAUGUUCCAAGCAAUGGUACCUUUUUCCCGGGUAACGGUGUCUCAGGUUUUCAUUCUGGACACGGGUAUGAAUAUAUUCCAAAUAUGUCGUUUCAGUGGAGCUCAUAUCCUGGAACCUCUACUGGUGUUGUGGGUCCUCACGGAUCAUCAGGUAUAUCCCCUGAUGCUGUUUAUCAGGCAAAUGGAAAUGUUAAUAAAGCUGGAGCGAAGGUUAAAUCAAGAGCGAAUGGAAAACGUUCCACUACAACUGCUGUGGCUAAUGUGAAUUCGAAUAUGCCUCCUAGAUGUAAUGAGCUGCCUGAAUUUAAGAACGAUGGACUGGAUAAGAAAAGGAAAGUUACUGUGGGAGCAAAUUUUAGAAAUGGGCAUGAGGAAAGAGUAUCAAAAUCUGCUUCAGAAGCAAAAUUAGCAAAUGGAAAUGGGACUCUAGGAAAUGAUCAGAAAAUUCCUAGUUCAGGGGAACUUCUUGCUAGACGUUGUUCAGUGGCACCAGCAUUUGAUGCUAAAAAGCUGUUGAUUGAGAAGGCAAGAACAGAGAUUUUGAAGAAAUUAAAUGAGAUAAAUUUGGCUUCAGAAGCGGCUGCUGCCAUAAAGAACACAAAAAGACAGGUUGAAGUGCGUCAAUCCGAAGUAACUCGAGGACAUCAAUUAGAGACAAAGAAUGCUGAGCCUCUCUCCAUAACUGUUCCUGAUCCCGACUUCCAUGACUUUGACAAAGAUAGGUCGGAGGAAUGUUUCAAGCCAAAGCAAAUAUGGGCUUUAUAUGAUGAAGAAGAUGGUAUGCCUCGCUUGUACUGUCUGAUACGUGAAGUGGUCUCAGUCAAACCAUUCAAGAUACUCAUCACUUACUUGAACUCUAAAACUGACAGUGAAUUUGGGUCAGUGAACUGGCUGGAUUGUGGGUUUACCAAAUCCUGUGGAAAUUUCAGGGCACGGAAUCUUGAUGUAAUUGAGCAAGUUAAUAUUUUCUCUCAUGUUUUGAGCCGGGAGAAAGCAGGUAGAGGAGGAUGUGUUCGGAUAUACCCGAAACGUGGAGACAUUUGGGCUAUGUAUCGCAACUGGUCGAGAGAUUGGGACAGAUCAACUCCAGAUGAAGUGAGGCACCAGUAUGUAAUGGUGGAGGUUCUUGAUGAUUACUCCGAAGAGCUUGGUGUUUGCGUGUCGCCCCUUGUCAAACUGGAUGGAUUCAAGACAGUAUAUCAAAGUAAUACAGACAGCAGUGCCGUUCAAUUGAUUCCGAGAAGAGAGAUGCUACGCUUUUCGCACCAGGUGCCGUCAUGGUUACUCAAGGGUGAAGAAAGUAACCUGCCAGGUAAGUGUUGGGAUCUGGAUCCUGCUGCAACUCCGGACGAGCUGCUUCAUGCUUCUGUGGAAGCCAGGGCUUAAGCAUAACAUACUAAAAAGCAGAGAAGGAUAGGCACGGGAAGCAAGAUUUGCUUGGGAGUUCAUUUUAGCAUUGUUUAGGCAAUUGUAGGUUUUAACUGUACAAAUAUGUCACACCUGGCUAGAGGCCAACGUAACAUAAACCCCGUAUGAUUCUAGGGGGAGCUUAUGUUUACCCAGUAAAACUUGUGACAAAAAUUUCAAUUCCAGUGACUGCUUGUUUA
Molecule: messenger RNA, 2904 nt
Organism: Prunus avium (sweet cherry)
Lineage: Eukaryota; Viridiplantae; Streptophyta; Magnoliopsida; Rosales; Rosaceae
Source: RefSeq, a predicted model, not a curated record